This is a messenger RNA of Daphnia magna, 2764 nucleotides long. RefSeq names its product serine/arginine repetitive matrix protein 2. Gene Ontology annotation, cellular component: RNA N6-methyladenosine methyltransferase complex. NCBI's taxonomy places the organism in Eukaryota, Metazoa, Arthropoda, Branchiopoda, Diplostraca, Daphniidae. The record is from RefSeq and is a predicted model, not a curated record.
GUUGCCAUUUUCCACGCUUGUUAUGGUUCCAAUGGCUUGCACAAGUACCAUAGUAAUUUACUGACUUUAUUCAAGUUAUAAGUUUAUCUUAAAGUGUUAAAGUUAGAUUUGGGAUAUUAAAAAAUAUAUAACAUACGAGCAACUGGAUAUCACUUCAACUUUUCCCGUUCUUCGAUGUCUUCAAGUAAAAAAAGUCGUGACGGUGGCAAAAAGCCGAGUGUUUUCGAAAGGUUGGGAUCGAAACCGUCUUCGGUGACGGACGACUAUUGUAAGCAAUGGGCUCACAAAGAAGGCAGGAAGAGAAGUUGUAGCAGGACACCACCUAACCGAAAAGAUGUGGCUGGUAAUAAACCAAAACUCACAAUGAAACAAAGCUCUAAAUCUGCUGAUAGUGGAGACUGGGAGAAAUCACUAGAGCAUGAAGAUGAAAUGGCUUUAGAGCGCAAGUUGGAAAUGCUGCAGAGAGAGCUGGCAAAACAAGAAGAGCAAGAGCAUAAAGGCAAAAUAAAAAAACCAGUAGCUAAGAAAAGAGAAAGAAGUUCAAGUUCUUCCUCAACUUCAAGCAGCUCUUCUUCAGAAAGUUCUUCAGAAUCAUCAGGUUCAUCUUCAACAUCAAGUGCCAGUUCCUCCAGCAGCUCUUCCUCUUCAUCAGAUUCAGAUGGCGAAGUGAAGGAUAAGAAAAUGGGUAAAAAGAAAGUCAACAGGGUUACUAAAAGAAGUCAAAGUUCUUCUAGCAGAAACCAAGUGGCUAAAGAAAAGGCCAAAGCUAAAGCUAGGAAGAUUGCAAAGCUCUCUUCUGCAAGCCAAAUUGCCAGAAAAAAGGAUUCGUCAUACACUUCCAAAAAACUAAUUCGGAAUACCUCACCGAAGCGUCAGCACGUUUCGAGUUCUAGUGUAAAACAUUCACGCGAUUCUCCGCCCUAUUCAGCGAUGGUGCAGAGUCGCUCCCCACGUGUCAAAGACCCCGAACCCCUAAGCAGGGAUCGAAGGCAGCGCAGAUCUCCAGAAUCUUCUCCAAGUGAGGCAAAACGAAAAUUGCUCGUUCCAGUGGUCAGACGCAGAGUUGACGAGGGCUCGCCUCCGGGAAGUAGAUCACGUGAACGCAAAGCUGCAACCGGCACCAGCAUUUACGACGCUCGCGGAAAAGUUGAGAAGUCACGAGACAGAUUAUUGGAGCCAGGAUAUCUCGUUCGUCCUCGAUCACCUGUGUAUCGUGAACCAUAUCCUGUUCGUGAUCUCUCCCCGACCAGCUCCUCCUACAGAGAACGGCAGCGAGCCGAGCCAUACGAGCCCCGACGUGUUUAUAGUCCACAAACCUUGUUACCCAAACUUGAACGAAAAGAGGAUAUUUACGAUAGUCGACUUCGGCGGCCUGCUUCUCCCGUCCCAGUCCGUCGCCCAAUCGGUGGGAGAACUAAAGAUUACAGUGAUUAUGAACAUGAGUGGCCAGUUGUUCCUGAAACGACAAAAAUCGGCGACUGGGAUCAUCCUGAAUUUCGACGACGCAACCGCCCAAUCGAUGAAAUCGGCUGGGGUAGAACAUUGAGCUCUGCGGAAAUGUCAUGGAAAAAAUCAUACUCACCGCCCCCCGUAAGCAAUCAUUCGUAUCCUGAGCAGAUCCAUCCUAGCCGAAAUACAGCGUGGGAUCCUAUAUCAAAGCUACCGUCUACGAGAACAGAAGAUAAUAAAAGAGAUCGUGAACGACGCCUAGGCGGAGAUGGCCGUCGUUCACGUGACUCGAAUCGUCGGGUUGCAGAUCCUGUUGUCAAUUGUCAAUUGUCAAAGCCCCUAACACCCGCCCCUUUACCAGAAGAACCCCGGUCGCCAGUUCCAAGUGAACCGUCCUCUGUUACUGCGCCUAAGGUACAAGAUGAAACGGAGGAAACAGUGCGGCCUUCUUCGUCAGCAGCAGAUGCUGAAGAAAACUUCAGUGAUUUCAGUGACGAUGUCGACGAAAUUCUCAAUCGCGAUCUUCAGGAUACGGAAAGCGUGAAAACAGAAGAAGCAGCGCCAGUGGACACGGAAUUGGAACCAAUAAAAACUCCAGUCGAAACCGAAUUGAGUGUAAGCGUGGAACCUGUUGUUCAGUUGUCCGACGCUCAGCCGUCGCCGAAGAUUGUGUCGCCUGUUGCCUCAGCUAUUGAGAGCCGUAGCACGGACGAAGAUUUGCUAGGUGGAAUGGAUAUAGAACAGAUCUCCGACGAAGAACUUGAGGAUGAAGCGAGAAGCGCACCAAUCGAUGCCCUUGAAGUGGAUUGGACAAGCCUGGCUUGUAAGCGGGAGAAAAAAGCAGAUUCUGGAACUGUCAGAGCACGUCAGCGUUGGCAGAGUAAAGCAGUGUUCGCACGCUUAGGUAGCUCAAGUGAUGGGCAGUCACCAACGUCUGACGUUGCGACUGACAAAAAACCCUUAUUCGACUAUUCAUCACUCUUUCGACGUGCACUGUGUGCUCGAAUGGACCUUGCUUUCAGAAGACGACUGUGCAAUUUACCUGUGCGCGAGCUAGUGAUCGAAUACUGCGAUGACGAUUUGAGCUUAUAUAAAGCAUCCGUGGAUUUAUUUUUGAAGGACCGAGUAUUAGCUAACUAGCGUAGCGUAAUACGAGCGAAAUUUAAAAGGUCGCCUUUAUUUUACAUCGAUUGCCAUAUCGUGUCAUAGGCAUCAGAACUCGAAAUUGUACAUAUUUUCAUUUUUCCUGUUCAUGCUCUAUGUCUUUGUUGUUUAAAUGCCUGUCGUUUACAUAAUAAAGAAGUCUUGUCUCUUG